Molecule: messenger RNA, 1215 nt
Organism: Plasmodium vivax (malaria parasite P. vivax)
Lineage: Eukaryota; Apicomplexa; Aconoidasida; Haemosporida; Plasmodiidae
Product: variable surface protein Vir14/24-related
Exons: 3
Coding region: 1-1215 (404 amino acids)
Source: RefSeq, a predicted model, not a curated record
AUGUUUAAUCUGGACUCGGAUGGUGCGUCACAGGUGGAAGCAGAUGUGGAUUCAAUAUCGGAAAGUACUAUCAAAGGUGAACGUGUUAUAUUUAAGGAUUUACCUGCAUAUUUAUUUGAAGAAAAAUUGAAGGGAGAUGCGUCUACUAAUGAAUAUAGUUCAUAUUACAAUGGAUUAAAUAAUUUUAGUAAACGUUAUCCAUGGCUUGAUGAUAUAUUUAAGAAACUAAGCAGAAAUAUAGCCUUAGUGCAAGAGAGUUAUGUUGAGGGAGAUGAUUUCAACAAAAAGCGCUGUUAUGAUUUAAAUUACUGGUUAUAUAAUGAAGUAUAUAACAAACUUCAAACAUCAGAGAAAGAUCUUGUACACUUUAAUGAGAUUACUACUAAUCUUAAAGCAGUAUGGAAAAAGAUCGUCGAUGAUACGUUUGGAGGUGGUGACUAUAAAUGUUAUCCAGAUGAAAAGUUACUUGUUAACAUGGGAUUCUUGCAAGAAAUUAAGGAUUUAUUUGAUUUUUAUGAAGAUUUUAAUGAAAUGAAAAAGGAAAUCAUUUAUGAUACUUAUAAUUCAUGCUUUAAAUAUUCUGAUUACCUUAGACAAAGAAUUCCAGUAUAUUAUGCGUGGAGAGACUCAUGUCAAGUGGAUGAUUUUGCUUGUAAAAGAUACAUUGAUGAUUAUAUGAAAUAUCGACCUGCGAGUAUUGUGCCAGAAUUAAGCUACCUUCGUGUUAUCUUAACUUAUCCUGGUAAUCCAUGUUAUUCAUCAGUUUAUGAAUUAUUUAUAGACGCAAAAACGCAGCCUAAACGUAAUGAUGAUAUAUAUAGGAGGAAAAUGGAAAAACUUGCAAAGGAAAAUCCCCAAGGUAAUUUACUUUCAACUAAUAUGGGAGACGGAUUACGUGGAAGUGAAUUUUUUAUUCCGGGUGAUCAUGAUGACUAUUGGUUACGUUUUAAGUGGGAUAUAUAUUUUUUUUUUAAGGAAGACCUCUCGCCUCCUUUGCUUAGCAUAACGGGUGGGUUCCUGAUUUUGUAUGCCCUUUAUAAGUUUACGCCAUUGGGAAAAUUGUUCAAACACACGCGCGCAAAACUAAGGAGAAGAUUUCGACCCAACCUUAACUACGAAGAUAUUGUGUUAUUAUAUGGAAGUGAUGAAUCUUUAGCGAGCAGCUCUGACGAUAGCAGUUAUAACUUAUCAUACGCAUCUUCGACGGAUAGUUAG